ACGUCAUUCUUAUGGCUUCCGGCAAUAAUAGUUCAGCAUUUUGAGUUCACUGAUGGAUGGUGCUAUAUGGAGUUCGACAACACUGAAUUUAUGUAUUACAGAGAUUUUGAUGACGAUAAUACAUUAUCAAAUGCAUUUGCUGGAAUCAAUUCACUAAAAGCAAUACAGUUUAUGAAAACCCAAAGAAACAACGAAAAUUGGUAUUCCGACAGUUUGUCGUCAACGAUUGUUGACAUCAUUGAGAAACAUGAACAGAUAAAUGUGCGACUUAAGACCACUUCUCUUACGGAUAUACUUGCUGGAAUCAGAUUCGAUGCUAGAAGAGACGGAAGUGGACCUCUUCAUGGGGAGAAAUUGUUUGAAAAAUUUGAUCCGAAACGUUACGAUGAAGGUCUAACAGAUGUUGAUCCCAUUCUGAUAGAGGCUGACAUACCCAACAACCCUCUCCUGAAACCAGGUCAUAAUGAGAUUACAAACGCCCUUUUCGAAGAUGACAGAAAGCAAAACAGCAUAUGGAAAGACAAUGUUGUACGAUACAAUAACCCUUUCGAUCCUCGCCUCACGUUCCAGGGCCUUCAAUUUGGACAGACCGCAGACCAACAUAACUAUAGUAAUGAAGACCAAAUUCAGGACAGUCCAGACGCUUUUAACUGUUUUUUGGAUAUCGUGAAUCCAUCGGGGUUUGCCAAUACGUACUUCAACAAAUACCAACAAUUUCUCCGAGAUCUUCGAGGUGAAAGUAAGAAACUGGCGAAUAAUGAUUCAUUUAAAGUUUCUGGACAAAAAGACAAAGCCCAACAUAUCGACAACAUAGAAUCAAAGUUACAAACAAACGAAGAGAAAGUGGAGCCUGCUCCCUAUUUUGUCGGCAAUGAAUGUGAAAACAUUGACAUGUGGUCACAGAUAAAUGCAACACGAAGAUUUUGGUCGGAAGAUAUCCAGCGUGAGCAACCCCAUUGCUUAACUGACGAUUAUUCGACAAAAAGUGUUCUGGUUGCGCUCUUUUCAAAAAGUUCGGAGGACCUACAGUGUCAUUCAUCCAAGCAAGAUACCUUCACUAACUCUUGCGAGACUGAUGCAAACGUGAAAACAGAAAUUGAGACAAAUCAGUCCGAGUCUGAAAUUAGUAAACAGCAAGAUGACACUCAUGAAAAACAUUCGAAGUUGAAUCAUUCUCCGGCUAAACGUAGUCGCAUAUUGUCUCGCUUAAUACCUUUAGAACAUGACACUUGUGAUUCAGUAAUACCCUCUAUACAUCCUAGAACAUUGACCCGGGAAAACGAAGGUUCAAAUCAAAAUACGGAAGAAAUGAAAAACCGACUUACACCGUCCAGUGAGGUAGAAGAUAAGACGGAGACUGUUCAAAAACAAGAUGGCAGCACCAAAGAUAGCACACUUCCGGAAACUACCUGGAUAGCUAAUGAAGCUGGUGACUUCACGGUUACCAAUGAUAAGCUAUCAAAUCUGGAUCUAAAGACAUCGGGCACAGCGUUUGUCUCUCAUUCUUACAGUCCGUGGUAUACUGUUAGUGUUGAAUGCCCAGGAAAACCACAGGUACCCGCCCAAACGUCAAUGUUCUGGUCUCAUCAGCAACGAUGCCAUUAUGAAAUACAGCAGCAGCACCACCACCACCAGCAGCAACAACAACAACAAGAAAUGCGACAAAACCAGCAUCAGCAACAACUGUGGCAGCAGCAGAAGCAACAAGUACAGCUUGAUCAACAGCAGAAGCAUCAUCAACAUCAAAACCAACAGCAACCAUUAACAGAAAAUCAGCAACAACUAGAUCACCAUCAGCAGCAGUCACAAAAGCUGCAGUCACAACAACAAAAAGCGCAGCAACAAAAACAGCUGCAACAGAAGUUACAAGAGCAACAAACGCAGCAACAACAUAAAUUACAACUGCAACAACAACAGCAACAAACACAGAAGCACCAAAAUCUGCAACCACAACAACCACAGCAGCAACAGAAAUUACAACAACAACAGCCACAAAUCCAACAACCACAACAGCAACAGAAAUUACAACAGCAACAAACACAGAAGCAUCCACAACAACCGCAGCAUCAACAGAAAUUACAACAACAACCACAGCCGCAACACCAAUUACUACAGCAACAAGCACAGCAGCAACAGCAAAUAAAACAGAAACAACCACAGCAGCAACAGAAAUUUCAACAGCAACAACCUCAACAACUACAGCAGCAACAGACUUUACAACAGCAGCAACCACAGCAGCAACAGAAAUUACAACAGCAACAAACACAGCAGCAACAGAAAUUACAACCACAACAACUACUGCAGAAACAGACUUUACAACAGGAGCAACCACAACAACACCAGAAAAUACAUCCACAACAACCCCAACAGCAACAGAAAUUAAAACAGCAACAACAACAGCAGCAGCGAACGCAACAGAAAGCACAACAACAGCAACAAAAACAAUGCCAGCAGCAACAAAACUCACAACAGCAACAGCCACAGCAGCAGCAGCAGUACCAGCAGCAGCAGGAAUUAAAGCAGCAACAACCUCAGCAGCACCAGGAGCAACAGCAGCAGCAACCGCAACAGCAGCCACAGCAACCAUCACAAUACAGUCAAUAUCAAUGGGCAUUUCAACAGCAGUACGACAGUACACACAACCAAAACAACAAGAGGAAAUAUGACCACGUUCAAUGUAGCAACAAUCAGGAACAGUGGACUGAUAUACAGCAGGAUUAUGAACAAACACAUAAUACUGAUCAACUUGAUUUAUUAUUCAACCUGCAACAUCAUCCAACAAGUGGCCAGCAGACUCAGUAUUAUACUCAAAAUAAUGGCCAGCCUGUAAAUCAGGCGAACGCUUACUACCACAGUGUACAUCCACAAUACGCUACCCCUGCUUAUAUGAACAGUAACCAAUGUUCUGCCAAUCAAACACGCACUGCUGAUCAAUUGAAUGUAGGUCAGCAAACCGCAUUUCCUGCGGCAUCAUUCAACUGGCAAUCACAACAGGGUAUAAAUUAUGGCAGCCAGCCUUACAAUUAUCCAAAUGUUUAUUAUCCACCGCCUGGAACUGCAGAAAAUGGACAGGUUCUAAACCUUAAUUUUGUUCACAGCAGACCACAACACCAUGACAUAAAAUUCGACGACGAAGUAUGGUAUAUAAAUGGCGUACCCCACCAACACGCGAAGCCUCUACAACAAAACGUCAGUGACCAUGUUGCCUACAGUCCAAACCUUGGUGUUUGGCCACCAAACUAUAACUGGAACGCAAAUGUUCCGCCACCAACGUACACUAGUACGCAUGUCCACCAAAGUACAGCCGUUAACCUUCCCGAUCUUAAUAACAAACAUAGUACUAAACAGAUCUAUCGCAGUCACGAACGAAUGCAGGACGUACCAACCAAUCUAAAUAACAACAACGACGUUGAAGAAAAGAUGAAUAAAUGUGAUCUUAAGGAUGACUUCGCCAUCGCAGAAUUAAAUGCUGCUUCAGAAUCGUGGUCAUCCGACUCUUUGUCUUCCAGCUGUUCGAACCAUAGCUUACUUACACUUUCAGAUGUUACAACUGAGUCUUCUAAGGAAUGUUGCAUCGGUGAAACUCCAGACAGCUUGUCUGAAUUCAGUGAUACAGAAGAAGAGAUGGCACAGUUUGUAUCUGAUAAAACUCUUGGUAUCUUUGAUAUUGGGAAAAAGUGUAUACAUUAUCCUGAAGAUUGUCUGGCAUUUGAUAAUCAAGUUAACGAUGGUAAUUGUUCAAGCCAAAAUAAGAAGUCAGAAGAGAUGACAGGCCGACACAUCAAAGUUCUCAGUGGAAGAGCGAAGGCAAGCCGCGAAAGACUAAAACCGCAGAGGAAACCAAGAAGCUUUCGUGCAUCUCAUCUGAUCAAUAUCAUUUAAUUAUUCACUGAUUGGAAGUUUUGGAUAUCUAGGGUAUGCAUGACACUGUGUUGACAUUACCUCUUAAAUGCAACUAAAACGUACACCAAAACU
Messenger RNA from Mercenaria mercenaria, 3975 nucleotides. RefSeq names its product putative mediator of RNA polymerase II transcription subunit 26. The coding region runs from base 67 to 3882 and encodes 1271 amino acids. The record is from RefSeq and is a predicted model, not a curated record. NCBI's taxonomy places the organism in Eukaryota, Metazoa, Mollusca, Bivalvia, Venerida, Veneridae. The transcript has 5 exons.